AUGCUGCUUUCAGCAACGGGCAUCCCAGGAGCUGAAGCCGUGCAAUUCACUGUGAAGGGCAUCGUGGUCCCCUACAUCCAGGUGAUUGUCAUCGUGAUCGGGUUUGUCUUGGUGGUCAUCGCGGUGUUUCUGGCGGGCAUCAACUAUGAGAGGAGACGAGCACUUCGGCAUCAUCCCGGUCCCCAAGGACUACAAGAACCACUUCUAGUCCAUGGUGAUGGAGCUCAAAUGGAGUUCGACCCGGAGUUCGAGAUGAGUGACACAAGUAGCGAUGAGAUGAUGGAUGCGAUUCGAGAUGGUGGAGAAGGACGGCAUCAACAAGACGAGGAAGAGGAAGAAUCUGAGCUGCUGGAACAAGACUUCGGUAGCGACGAUGGUCUAGCCAGACCAGUGACCUACGAGGGGGACAUUGUGACUCCAGUCCUAACACCCAGGCUGGGCGAUGGAACCCGAGUGUUCGCCACCAAUGGCGAGACGGUGAGCUGGCUGACCCCGGGCCAAGUGGCCUAUCUUCAAGGAGAAGGUCGAGUGGUGCUAUCUGACAGAGAAGUGAACCAACGACGAGCUGCACUACAAGCAGAGAUGCCUCCCAGCAUCAAUGAGGUGCUCACAGCAGAGGUUAUGCACGAGAUUGCGGAGGGCACCUACCGGGGAUCAUUCCGACUGCCGAUCGAUGCGAGCGAUUGGGAUGGAGUUGGUCCUGAAGAGCGAGCCCUACGAGUUCAAGCGCUGGAGGACAGUUUACUCCUUGCGCUACACCCUGAAGAAAUGGACGACGAGCUUCGCGUGGAAGCAAGAGCCCUGAGAGCCCAGCUCCGUACAGCUCGAACAGUUGAGCAAGCCAUCGAAGAAAGGCGACGUGGCGGUGCGACCGCUGUGGAUGGAGAGAAAACAGAGAAGUUCUACCAGCCAAUUGAAGGCAACACUCAACACAUUUAG
This is a messenger RNA of Cladocopium goreaui, 939 nucleotides long. Lineage: Eukaryota; Dinophyceae; Suessiales; Symbiodiniaceae. The record is from the annotation of a GenBank genome assembly.